UAGGGGUAGUAGCUAUAUACCCAGCGCCUCUCCACGUCACCUGCCUUUGGUGUGUCUGGGCCAUUACUAAUAGGGCCUUGUAAACAAUCGUUAAUCAUGUAAGUGCUGCCGGCCAUCGGCUUCGGACCGGCCCCGGCAGCGAGCAGCGCUCGGCGCCGAGGCAGAGCGGGGCCGCGGCCCCUCCGCCUGCCCCCUCCCCGCCCCGGGGGAGCCCGGCCCCGGGCCCCAGCAGCUCCGAGAGCCCCAGCAGCAUGCGGAGAGCCGCCGCCGGGGUCCCGCCAGCAUGUACGUGAGCUACCUCCUGGACAAGGACGGGCCCAUGUACCCCGGCCCCGUGCGCCACUCGGGGGGGCUCAACCUGGCGGCGCAGAACUUCGUGGGCGCCCCCCAGUACGCGGACUACGGGGGCUACCAUGUGAACCUCGACAGCUCCCAGUCCCCCGGCACGGCCUGGCCGGCUCCCUACGCCGCUCCUCUCCGCGACGACUGGGGAGCCUACGGGCAAGGGGCGCCGCCGGCCGCCGGAGCCGUCCACGGCCUCAACGGGGGCUCCCCGGCCGCAGCCAUGGCCUACAGCCCCGCCGAAUAUCACCACCACCACCCGCACGCCCACCACCACGCCGGCCCCUCGCCACACUGCUCCGCCGGGGUCAUGCAGCCCCUCAACGCCGCCGCCGCCGGGGCCGCCCCGGAGCCGCUGUCCCCCGGGGGGCAGCGCCGAGGGCUCUGCGAGUGGAUGAGGAAACCGGCGCAGCCCCCCCUCAGCAGCCAGGGGUGCUUUUGUUGUGGUUUGCAGAGAGUUUACCUGAACAAAGUCAGCCUGCCAGCCAUUAAGCACCUAGGGGGCAGAAACUCCCCGCGCCUCAGAUCUCUGGGGAAGGAGGAGAAGGGCCGGGGCUCCAACCAGCUCAACCAGAAACGAGCCCAAGAAAGGAGGUCACUCCAUGCAGCCAUGCAUAUACUCGCCGGCCACUCGCCGAAAUUCGCCUUCGGACUUGGUUUUGUUCAAUUUGGGGGGCUGCAACCGCACGGAGCCCACCCGGGGGCACCGCGGAGCCCCCUCGGGCCCUGCCCGACGCCGGCGGCGGGGCGAGGGGCGGUGGAGCCGGGCAGGAGCCCGGGGGACUGCUCUGGGCUGGGCUCCGAGCCGCCGGGCCCUCAGCAGGAUUUUCCUUUCUUUUCCCCUUUUCCUUUUUUUUUUACCCUUUAUCCACCCUUUUUCAAAUUUCUCCAAUUUUUCCUUUUUUUCCCAUAGUCUUUCUUUUCCCCCAUUUUUUUUCAAUUUUUCCCUCCUUCUUCCUUUUUUCCCCCCUUUUUUUCCUUUUUUUUUUCCCUCUCCUCCUAAGCCCGUCCCCAAUGGGGAACGCAAAGCAAACCCCAAGGCGGCCAAAAGCGCGCAAUAAAUUUGUCCCCA
Messenger RNA from Anas platyrhynchos (mallard), 1414 nucleotides. It is a transcript of the gene CDX2, whose product is annotated as caudal type homeobox 2. Gene Ontology annotation, biological process: regulation of transcription by RNA polymerase II; animal organ morphogenesis; cell differentiation. Gene Ontology annotation, molecular function: DNA-binding transcription factor activity, RNA polymerase II-specific; RNA polymerase II transcription regulatory region sequence-specific DNA binding. Gene Ontology annotation, cellular component: nucleus. Lineage: Eukaryota; Metazoa; Chordata; Aves; Anseriformes; Anatidae. The record is from RefSeq and is a predicted model, not a curated record.